Cryptococcus wingfieldii CBS 7118 is the source of this 1323-nucleotide messenger RNA. RefSeq lists its product as hypothetical. The record is from RefSeq and is a predicted model, not a curated record. The transcript has 12 exons. Lineage: Eukaryota; Fungi; Basidiomycota; Tremellomycetes; Tremellales; Cryptococcaceae. Gene Ontology annotation, cellular component: membrane. Gene Ontology annotation, biological process: magnesium ion transport. Gene Ontology annotation, molecular function: magnesium ion transmembrane transporter activity. Bases 1 to 1323 code for a protein of 440 amino acids.
AUGCUCGAGGAAAAGUACAUCGGGCUGGGGCUCGCGUUGGGAGGGACAUUCCUCAUCGGCUCCAGUUUCAUCAUCACAAAAAAGGGUCUCAACGACGCAGCGGCUCGAUCCGAUGAAUACCCCCACUCCCAUCAACGGUCAAAUAACUCGCGUAGCGCCUCGGAUGAUCUGGCAUAUCUACAAAAUCCCAUCUGGUGGGCUGGUAUGAUCACUAUGGUUGUCGGAGAAGUGGCCAACUUUGCGGCUUAUACUUUUGCCCCGGCUAUCUUGGUUACACCACUCGGUGCCAUGAGUGUGAUUAUAGGAGCUAUCCUGGCAUCGUUCCUUCUUGAUGAGAAACUUGGUCGACUAGGUGUUUGUGGAUGCGCCGCCUGUAUUAUCGGAUCGGUCGUCAUUGUCCUUCAUGCUCCCUCCGACAAGGAAGUGGAGACUGUCGACGAGAUAUUGAGCUAUGCCGCUCGUCCAAUCUUCCUCAUAUAUAUCACCUUUGUCGGCGUCUUCUCAUUGUUCAUGAUCUAUCGCGUUGUUCCGACACAUGGCACCAAGAACCCUAUGGUCUACCUUUCGAUUUGCUCUCUUGUAGGAAGUGUCUCUGUCAUGGCUAUUAAGGGCUUCGGCGUGGCAUUGAAAUUGACCUUAUCCGGCAACAACCAAUUGACGCACGUCAGUACCUACGUGUUCCUCGUUGUCGUUGUAGGAUGUAUUGUUGUGCAGAUGAAUUACUUCAACAAAGCACUGGAUACUUUCUCCACCAAUGUUGUCAACCCCAUUUACUACGUCUUCUUUACGACCGCUACAAUCAUCGCCUCUGCCCUUCUCUUCUCGGGUUUCAAUACCCCUGGCGGCGUCAACACCAUCUCUCUCAUAUGCGGUUUCCUCACCAUCUUUAUGGGUGUCUACCUUCUCAACAUCUCUCGAGAACCCGAGACACCGCAUCCCACUACCAGUCUGGAGUCUGGUCUCAUGAACCCCCGGAUGAGUAUGUCCGGUCGACUUUCAAUGGAAUCCAAUGGUGCCGGAUUUGGCUACGGUGCCGUCCCAGGUUCCUCUUACGCCGCCGACGGCUCUCUCCAGUCGGCCGGCCAUGGGCGUCGCUCCAACCUUUACCGCGCUCAGAAUUCUACGCUUUUCAACGCUUUUGAAGAAGAAGGCGUGCCGCUGGGAGAGUUACCGGAGGAGGAUGAGUCGUCAGAUGACGAAGGAGGGAGGAGGGGCCAGAGGGGGCAACAAGGGCCGGGAAGGAGCUUGCUAGGUGGAAAGAAGGGGAGGGAGGGGGACGUUGAAGGGGGAAGGCAUCCUGCUUAUCAAGACUCGGGGCGAUGA